UGUAGUUACUUCAAGGUUCUAAUAGCCUUUAAAUUUAGGCAAGGCUAGGCUCUGAAAUACCUGAAUAUGAUACAGAAAGUAAGUAAUAUAAUGUAAACCAAAAUCGACAUGCAAAAAUUAUUCAAUAAAGAAAUCACGAUACAUAAGGUUAAAUCACGUUUGUGAUUGGUCGUAUUGUAAAUGCCUGGACCAAUUAGACCAAAUGUCCUUGAACCAAAGACGGGACAAGUUAAUAGUACCCAUAGCCGACAAGCACGGUGAUUGUCAUGAAAUGGAUGAAGCGAGAGAGGUAUGUCCGUAGCAAGAUCUCCUCUCGGACCUCUUCGGACAAAAAGGUUGAUGAUUUAACUCCAUUUCCAAAAAUGCUAUGUGAUAAUUGUUAUGGAAUAAUUCAAUUAACAAGCGAAUUUCGGGAAUCAAUUCUUAUUAAUGACAAACAGCUGAAUGAUUUUGCUAAACUUUAUUUCUCUUCGGAAAUUAUCCCUACCUCUAAUGGAGCUGUACCAGAAGAGACAAGGGCCACAGAACCGGUGAUUUGUAAUACUGAGCUCCAAGAAAGCCAUGUUCAACCAAUAAUUAGAGUUAGAAAUGAUUUGUUUCAAAAUAAAGUAAUCAAUACAGAUUCUAGUCAAACAACUAAUGACAUGGGUGAUUUGAGUUCUUUAGAAAAACAAAAUGAACAAGCACCUCCAGAACAUGAAAACUGUGAUCUCUUAAAUACAAAUGAAUCAAUAUCAAAAGCAUCAAUGGAGACAAUAAUAAUAGAUGAUGAGGAUGUACUUCGACAAAGCAAUGAUAGUCCAGAAAUAGAUGGAAUAACAAAUGAUUUGUAUAUAGAUGAAACGGCAUAUUUAUGUGAUCAAGACAAUGUGAAUGAGAGUAAGAGAGAACUAAGAGAAAAAGAUUUAUUAGCAGUGAAUUUAGCUCUUCCAAUGGAUCAGAAUUCUAGAAUUUCAACGGAAUCAAUUGAUACAAUAAUAUUAGACUAUGAAGAUUCACCCCAACAAAGCAAUGUUUGCCAAGUUCUCCCGAUGGAAAGAGCUAAUGAUUCUCAUGAAAAUAUUGAAAAUGACCCGAAACUUAAAGAAGAUUUAAAUAAAAAUAGACAAAAUCGAAGCUUUUCAAAUGAUGAUAGUUGGGAAAUAAUUAUUACAUGUGAAUCUCCUGCCAAGGAUAUUGAAAAUAUGUCAAAUACAAAUUACGAUUGUAAAAAACAAUCUAAUAAGCACAAAAAGACACCACCCAAACAUAAUGCACAAAUUAAAAGGGAAAUCGCCGAUGACCAGGAGGAUAUUAAGUUUUCAAAGAGAAUAAAAUUCGAGGACGGUUUGGAAUAUAAUUGUGACCAGUGUUCAAAGUUUUUUAUGUCGAAGAAAAAACUGUACUGCCAUAAGAGGGUUCAUAAUAAAAAGUAUGAAUGCAUAAUAGCAGGUUGUAAAAAAACCUUCGCAACGAAAGGAGAUCUUCAAAAACAUACACGGACUCACACUGGAGAAAGGCCGUACGAAUGUGAUCUUUGUGAUAAGAAAUUCAGACAGAAAAUAUUAUUGAGAUAUCAUAAAGGCUCAAUCCAUGGUAUUAAAAUAAAGAAGACCGACGAAGAAAAUGAUGAUAAUAUUUGAUGAACAGUCUGAAGUUGUGAUGGAAAUAACGGAUAUGUUUUAAAUGCGUUAAAAAUCACAAAGAAGGGACGGAACCUAACCUUGGAGAGUAUAACUACGAAGUACCCACAAUGUUCAAAUUAAAAAAAAAACUCUUUACGCUGAAUGUACUUUAUAAUAAUUGUUUUAUCUAUUACCUAGUAGGUACUUUGGUUUAUUUGAUUUUAUGAAAAAUAUUUGUUUUAAUGCAAUAAUUAUGCAUUGUAGAUUAAGUUUUCCUACAUUUAAUUUAAAAAAGUUUUACCCUUAUGUAAAUAAAAUCAUGUUUUAACUUACUAAUUUUACUGUACCAGUUCUUUCUUGUAGCACCUUAUAAAUGAUUAAUUUAAUUAGACAUUAAGUGAUAAGUGCCGUCCAUACCCUACUUUACUUAUCGAACGUAACCAAGAUCAAUUAAAUGAUUAAUACAAGUGUAAAGCCGUCAUUGAACAGGAGACCCCAUUUUCGUCCUUCAUUGUAAUAAAAAAAAACAAAUUAAGUGAAGUUAACAUUGUUUGUUGUAAAUAGUCUAUAAUAUUGACUAUAUAUAUAGCCUAUUUUAGCGCGUUGUAAAAGAAGGCAAGUUUAUUAAUAAUUUUUAUAAAUUAGGAACAUUCAUUGUUCCAUUCAAAAUGUCCGUUUGUCAUUACCAUUGACAUUUGACACAUUCACACAAUAUGCUUUUAUCAUGUAUAAAUACUUUAUAAGAUACAAAAACACCUGUUAAUUUAUU
This is a messenger RNA of Pieris brassicae (large cabbage white), 2373 nucleotides long. Its product is annotated as zinc finger protein 33B-like. The coding region runs from base 267 to 1622 and encodes 451 amino acids. Gene Ontology annotation, cellular component: nucleus. Lineage: Eukaryota; Metazoa; Arthropoda; Insecta; Lepidoptera; Pieridae. The transcript has 11 exons. Gene Ontology annotation, molecular function: RNA polymerase II cis-regulatory region sequence-specific DNA binding; zinc ion binding; DNA-binding transcription factor activity, RNA polymerase II-specific. Gene Ontology annotation, biological process: regulation of transcription by RNA polymerase II. The record is from RefSeq and is a predicted model, not a curated record.